UUUUAGAUUUUUCGAGCACAGUAGAGUAGCCAAAAACCGCUAACAAUAAAUGGCCACAAUAUAAAAAUAGGAACGUGGAAAUUCAGAUAUUUCCUGACAAUAUCUCUACAACGUAGAACAGUAAUACCGUUAGUCCGCCUACAUCAUAAGGAAAUGGUCUUAAAUUAACACUAAAGGAUCCAGGCGGAGAUUUCAAUUAUUUUUCACAAUUUAACAAUCUGAGCUCUGACAAUUCCAAUUUUGAUCUCGAUGUAUUUUCGCCGCUUCUUUUGUAAUGCACCCGAGCCUUUCUCCAGCAAACAAGGGAGCCUUCCAAUUGGGUGAGACGAAGGGCAAUUUGGAUUCACGUGCUCGCGUCGACCUGCCGGUUUGGGGUUCGGGGUCACCACAUUAGUGACGUUCCCCAGCUCGUCCACGCCAUUGUUGUAAAAACGAGGGAUGGAUGCACCAGACCGAGUGGAGGAUGAGUUUGUGUGCCCCGAAGUUCUGAGGGGGUCUUUGGGCUCCCAGCGGGACACCGUGGAGAGGAUAUUCGGGGUGUCGCUCACCAUUGGCAACACGCCGAACGGCGCCAGCGAGCAGAUGUGGCUGCGACUGCGAGGGUCGGACAGGGACGUGAAAGCGGCAAAGAUGUUUGUGCGAGGUCUUGUGGACCAGGAGGAGAUGCAGGAGGUGUUUUAUCCCGCCGCCGUCAACUGCGUCUUUUGCGGUGCCAGAGGAUUCUUCCUGGACUGCCUGAUCAAGAGCACUUCAGCGCACAUUGCCGUGGUCUCUCCGGGAGUGCUUCUCAUAUCUGGUCUCGUCGAGCCCGUGGUCCGUGCCUAUUCCCUUGUCACAGACCUUUUGAAACGAUACGAGGGGGGGCAGGCUAGCUCUUCGGACACUGAUGAACGGGGUUCGGGGGAGUUGUGUUAUUCUCCCCGGGCCUUCAAAGCUCUGGUGGAGAAAUGGGAGGACCGCCACAUUCUGGAUCUCCUCGUAUUGCCGAGGUCCGUGAAGGAAGCCUUGCUGGAGUUAGUGAAGGAGUCGGGGCUUGUGUCUAACCUGACACCAGGAGAACUGGAAGUAGAAUCGCAUGAGAGUAGCCGCCCUGGGGUGACAUUGGGUGUUCCGAGUGGCCCAGGUAAUGACCGAAGUGAGGCUCCCGGGGAGGCAACAGAAGAGAAGCAGCCGGGGCAGGGUGCAAGGUCGCCUAGCAAGGAUGAGGAUGAGGUGCAGAAGCUGUCAGCAGCAAACACGGAGUUCUUGCUGAAAUUCUUCACAGCCAUGGGGUUUACAGAAGAGGUGGUGAAAUGGAUUCUUGCCCAAACGGGACCAAUAGAGGCCUCUCAGAUACUGGACCUGAUCCAGCAAGAGCAGGACUACAGUGACCGGGAACACCAGAGCAAGAGGAACCCUCCUUGCGAGAUGGAUGACGAGACGGUAGGAGGAGCUGCGGCGGCUGAGGUGGGCGCCCGUCACGCCGAUGUUGUGAGCUGCGCGCAAACCAAGGAGGAGGACGACUUUAUGCUGGGAGUGUUGAAGAAAGCUGCGGUGAGCUGCGGCUACACGGAGCACGACGUGGCGCAGGCUUGCAGCCUUUUGCCAGAUGGAUCCACCCACCUCCUGCUCCUAGAGCUGCAGAAGGAGGCGAGCGCCGGGAUGGAAGACUCGGGGAAGAAGGCUCAGAAACCUGCAGUGACGAAAGAUAAUGAGAGAAGUGGCCCAGUUGGGCCAGCAGGGAGGCCAGACUUAAGUGAUUCAGCAGAACCUGGUGCAAAUCCACAGUUGGUGUGUACGAAUGAAGCGCCACCGCCUCCACGUCCCGAUCAUACGAAAAGGCCACCGGGGCCAACAUUCGCUCACAUCUCGCGCCCGAAACCCCAAAGCCGGGUUUGCUCAAACGGAGCGCUCCAAGCUCAGCGCUCUCUCAUCAGAUUCGGAGAAAGCGGCAGUGCAUCCACCGUUCCCUCGGUGGUGGUGACGGGCAAGCAGCGCUUCCUGGAGGGUCUGCAGACGCCUUUUAAACUCCAGCUAAUGGACCGGCCAGGGAACCCCAAGCUGAGGACCGUCGUCAUAGACGGCAGCAACGUGGCCAUGAGUCACGGCCGGGGCCACUUCUUCUCGUGUCGAGGCAUCGCUUUGGCGGUUCAGCACUUUUGGGAGCGAGGUCAUCGCCACAUCAGCACCCUGUUGCCCCAGUGGCGCCAGAAGAGCGACCCCUGCAUCAGAGCACUUUCUAGGCGAGCUCCAGAAGCUGGGCCUCCUCUCAUUCACGCCCUCCAGGGAGGUCCUGGGCAACAGAAUCACCUCGUAUGACGACAGACUAAUGCUGCAACUGGCGCAAAAGACAGAUGGCGUGAUCGUGACCAAUGACAAUCUGAGGGACCUUUUGGAUGAGUCGGUCGAGUGGAGGGAGAUCAUCAAAAAGAGACUGCUUCAGUACACAUUUGUCGGCGAUC
This is a messenger RNA of Syngnathoides biaculeatus (alligator pipefish), 2441 nucleotides long. It is a transcript of the gene khnyn, whose product is annotated as KH and NYN domain containing. Gene Ontology annotation, cellular component: cytoplasmic ribonucleoprotein granule; nucleus. Gene Ontology annotation, molecular function: RNA endonuclease activity; mRNA binding. Bases 439 to 2298 code for a protein of 619 amino acids. The record is from RefSeq and is a predicted model, not a curated record. Lineage: Eukaryota; Metazoa; Chordata; Actinopteri; Syngnathiformes; Syngnathidae. The transcript is spliced from 7 exons.